UGCAAAAGGUGAAAGGGCAAGGGAGAGAACGAGAAUAGAUUUUGUGGUUUUCACAUCUCGCAUUUCUGUGGAGAAUCGCCAUGGCUUUGAACAGUGGAUUGAGAUCUGCUUCUCAGCUCUUCAAAUCUUCUCAACAACUCGUAUCCAAAUCAGUGAACAGAGGAUUCCACUCAACUGGGGUAAAGAGGAUGGGGGAAGGCCAUGGACAUGGGCAUGGGCAUGAUGAACCAUUCUAUCUCCAUGCCAAGCACAUGUACAACUUGGACAGGAUGAAAUAUCAGAAGGUGCAGGUGCCACUUGCUGUCUUAGGUGUCGUAUGCACAGGUGUUGGAGUGCCUAUUUUUGCUGUUGCUUACCAGCAGAGGAAGACUGCAUCAGCCUAAGCUAAUAUGUGGCUGCAAUAAGAGCAACGACUUUGGGUGCCUUGGUUAGUAGGCACUAUUGAUCUGUUCAAAUCAUCAAUCCUUUGCAGCGUUUUUGCUUCUUUUGUGGUUGCUUUCCCUUGCUUAAAUUCAUAAAUAUUUUGGGUACUGCAUUCAGUAAUAAGAUCAUAAGAUUUCUUAGUGAUGCUCUAACUUGGAUCCAAUGGUGGUUUCAUAGCUAUUGUUUCACACAUAUAGUGGUUCAAAGGAAUUGAGGCAUGAAUUUUGUUUGCU
Molecule: messenger RNA, 656 nt
Organism: Vitis riparia (riverbank grape)
Lineage: Eukaryota; Viridiplantae; Streptophyta; Magnoliopsida; Vitales; Vitaceae
Exons: 2
Coding region: 81-383 (100 amino acids)
Source: RefSeq, a predicted model, not a curated record